This is a messenger RNA of Penaeus indicus, 887 nucleotides long. RefSeq names its product protein big brother-like (gene Bgb). Gene Ontology annotation, cellular component: nucleus; core-binding factor complex. NCBI's taxonomy places the organism in Eukaryota, Metazoa, Arthropoda, Malacostraca, Decapoda, Penaeidae. Bases 22 to 633 code for a protein of 203 amino acids. The record is from RefSeq and is a predicted model, not a curated record. The transcript is spliced from 5 exons. Gene Ontology annotation, biological process: regulation of transcription by RNA polymerase II. Gene Ontology annotation, molecular function: transcription coactivator activity; sequence-specific DNA binding.
CCUCCCUCCCUCCCCCGUACAAUGAUGAUGAACGAGGCGGGUCCCGUUUCGACGACGAUGCUGCCGCACUACGACUCGCCCCUGCCGACGCUGUACGAGCCGCAGCCGCAGCCGCCGAAGCCGCGACUCAUGUUCAAGAUGCCCCGAGUCGUCCCCGACCAGAAGUCCAAGUUCGAGUCGGACGAACUCUUCCGCCGACUCGCCAGGGAGACAGAGCAGGUCCGCUACACUGGCCAUCGCGACAGACCAUCGGAAGAACGGCGACAGAAAUUUCAGAACCAGUGCCGAGAUGGAUACACCGAAAUUGCUUUCGUCAGCUCGGGGACCAAUCUGCAACUGUCCUUCACCCCAACCCAAGGCGGUUACUCACCCGACCUCGACUUCAACAAGGAUCCUGGCAAGGUACACAUCAAGUCCCACUUCAUCAUGAACGGCGUGUGCGUGAGGUGGCGCGGCUGCCUGGACCUCGAGCGGCUGGACGGCGUCGGCUGCCUCGAGUUCGACGAAGACGCGGCCAGGCUCGAGGACGCCAUCUUGAGGGACGAGUUGGAGAAGUACAAGGCCAAGCUGCGUGAGUUCGAGGACAAGCAGAGACCUUUCAAGCCCUUUGCAGCUGCUUCCACGGCCAAGUAAGGAAGGAAGGAAGAAGAAAAAAUAAGGAGAGUAAAUAGAGGAAAUGAAUAAUAAAAGGAGACGAAGACGAAAGAAAGAAGCAGAAUAGAAGAAUAAUAGGAAGAAUGUGUGUGUAAAAGAAGGAAAGAGAAGAAGGCGAUAUAAAGGGAGAAAGGAAGAAUAAGAAGAGAAAGAAGGAGAAAAAUAACAAGAAAAGAGUAAAGAAAGGAGAAAAGAGAAAGUAGUAAGGAGAAAAGAGCAAGAAGAAGAAGAAG